Messenger RNA from Daucus carota subsp. sativus, 1743 nucleotides. Its product is annotated as histone acetyltransferase GCN5-like. The record is from RefSeq and is a predicted model, not a curated record. NCBI's taxonomy places the organism in Eukaryota, Viridiplantae, Streptophyta, Magnoliopsida, Apiales, Apiaceae. Bases 86 to 1588 code for a protein of 500 amino acids. Gene Ontology annotation, cellular component: histone acetyltransferase complex. Gene Ontology annotation, molecular function: histone H3 acetyltransferase activity; protein binding. The transcript is spliced from 13 exons. Gene Ontology annotation, biological process: chromatin remodeling; positive regulation of transcription by RNA polymerase II.
CCAAAACAAAACCCCUCCAUAUUUUAACAUUUCCGUUCCAAAAAUUUCAAAACCCCAUUCUCAAGCCCUAAUUCCCCCCACCCAAAUGGACCCACACUUACCGGCGCCGGUGCGUUCACUCCCCUCCCACACGCCGUCGCCCUCCCACUCUGCCUCCGCCUCCGCCACCUCCUCCCUCCACAAACGCAAGCGCGCGUCCCCUCACGCGCCGCCCUUCACCUCCCCCUCCAACGACGACCUCGAGAGCAUCAGCGGCCGCACCUCCUCCUCCGACGAACAAGUCGUCGACGAAGACGAGGACGACUACGACGCCGCCAUCCGCACCUUCACUUCCUCGAGGCUGGAGAAACCUGGAAAUGCGAAGAACAAGACGGAGAAUCUCGCGAAAGUCGAGGCGAAGGAGAGCGGCGCGGGGUUGGUGGUGAAGGAGGAUAGCGUGAAGAGUAUUUUUACGGAGAAUAUUCAGACGAGUGGCGCGUAUAGCGCCAGAGAAGAGAAUUUGAAGCGUGAGGAGGAAGCAGGACAACUCACGAUUGCAUGUGUAAGAAAUGAUGGUAUUGACGACCACAUGGUUUGGUUAAUAGGAUUGAAGAAUAUCUUUGCCAGACAACUGCCAAAUAUGCCAAAGGAGUACAUUGUUCGUCUUGUAAUGGACAGAAGCCAUAAAUCUGUAAUGCUUGUCAGACGUAACACAGUAGUUGGUGGGAUAACAUACCGACCAUAUUUAAGCCAGAAGUUUGGCGAGAUAGCUUUUUGUGCAAUAACAUCCGAUGAACAAGUAAAGGGUUAUGGUACUAGAUUGAUGAAUCAUUUAAAGCAGCAUGCACGUGAUGUUGAUGGGUUGACACAUUUUCUGACUUAUGCUGACAAUAACGCUGUUGGAUAUUUUAAUAAACAGGGCUUUACUAAAGAAAUUUACUUGGAGCAAGAGCGCUGGCAUGGGUAUAUCAAAGAUUAUGACGGGGGGAUCCUUAUGGAGUGCAAAAUUGAUCCCAAGCUGCCAUACACUGAUUUGUCAACUAUGAUCCGACGUCAGAGGCAGGCAAUUGAUGAAAAGAUCCGUGAACUAUCAAAUUGUCACAUUGUCUACACUGGAAUUGAUUUUCAGAAGAAAGAAGCUGGUGUACCUAAAAAGCUCAUCAAAGUUGAGGAUAUUCCUGGUUUGAGAGAGGCUGGAUGGAGUCCUGAUCAGUGGGGUCAUUCUCGUUUUAAAACGGUGAAUGCUUCAGCUGACAGCACAGCUAAUCAAAAGUCAUUGACUAGCUUCAUGCGUACACUUCUUAAGGCAAUGUAUGACCAUCCUGAUGCUUGGCCGUUCAAGGAACCAGUUGAUUCACGUGAUGUGCCUGAUUAUUAUGACAUAAUAAGAGAUCCAAUGGAUUUAAAGACGAUGUCGAAGCGAGUCGAGUCAGAGCAAUACUACGUGACAUUCGAGAUGUUUGUUGCUGAUGCAAGGAGGAUGUUUUCCAAUGCACGAACAUACAAUUCUCCUGAAACCAUAUACUAUAAAUGUUCAACCAGGUUGGAAGCGCAUUUCUCCACAAAGGUUCAAACAGCUCUUCAGGCGUGUCUCAAAAUUCAACAGUAAUUCAAGGGAAGUUGUAGAUUUGACAAGGGGCUCGUAAUUUGUAUCAGUGCAGAAGUGAAUUUGUCACACUGUCCCUGCUAAUGCCCCAAGAAUGUUGUAUUAACAUACAUGUACUGUUUCUUUUCCUGAAUCUAACUUUAGUGGACUUCUAGUAA